CAAAGGCCGAUAACUCCAAUUAAAAUAUUAUGUCCCCUGAAAUUUAUUUCCCGCUAAAACUUCAAACGUAAACAUAAACCAGAUUAGCCUUUGCCUUGGUAACAUGAGUAAAUCAAAAGACGCACAAGCUUCCAGGGCAGUGUUGGACUACUUGAAUAAACAGAACAGACCCUACAGUGCCAUUGAUAUUUGUAACAAUUUACAUAAGGAACAUGGUAAAACUGCCAUAGUUAAAGCAUGUGAAGUUUUAACAGAAGAAGGUAAAAUAAAGGAAAAAAUCAAUGGUAAACAGAAAUGUUACUUUGCUGACCAGUCACAGUUUCCAGAAGUGGAUGACAGUGAGAUAAAAGAAAUGGAUGUUAAAAUCAUCAAAUUAUCUGAACUUGUACAGAGUAAACAAGAAGAAAACAAAAAACUUGAGACAGAGCUGAGAAGUUUGAAUAGUUCUAUUUCUACAGAAGACGCACAGAAAGAACUUCAUUCACUCAAUGAAGAAUGUAAAAACUGUAAAGAAAAGUUAGCUAGCCUAAAAGGAGGAGCUGUACAGAUAUCUCCUGCAGAAAAAGACAGGAUAUAUAAAAUGAGAGAGAAGUUUGUUAAAGAAUGGAGGAAGAGAAAAAGAAUGACAAAUGAUGUAUUAGGUGCGAUACUGGAAGGAUAUCCCAAAACAAAGAAACAGUUAUAUGAAGACGUUGGAAUAGAGACAGAUGAAGAUUUACAUGUGACGGUUCCUGAAAUUUGAUAUUAUUUUAACUUAUUUUAUUGUUAAAUUCUUAAAAAUUCCUUGAAAGAAUUGAGUGCAAAGGAGUAGGUGUGGUAAUGGCCCUAUUUGUCCCCAAAUAUUUAAUGAACUUGGGAGAAAAUGAAUUUAAACAAUUUUUGACUAGCUUUUCUUAUAGUAUGUGAACAUUUAAGAUUGACAAAAGCUGACGUAUUUCAACAGCACAGGCAUUGAAAAGAAUAAUCACAUGGUACCAUUGAUCGAUUGAUUGUUGUUGUUAACACCACUCUCAGUUUUGGCUUUGUCAUGGUGGUAAUUUUUUUUAUCAAGGAAACUGGAGAGAACCACCAAUCUUUUGACAAAAUGCACAGAAUUAAAAAAAAUAUUGACAUCAGGUUAUUUGUUAUAACAAUCAUUAUGUUUAAGGAUCUAUUUGUUGAAGCAUUUACUAUAUCUGUUUCAAAAAAACCUAUGAAAAUUGGCCUGUUUUGAUUGUAACUGUAACUAGAAUACAUGUCCUAAUCUUCCUCAUGUAAAGGAGUACCUCAAAUGGUGAGUAAUACACCACCAUAAAUAAAAAUAUAUGUAUUCUUAAGUUAAAAUUGUUACAAAUCAUUCGCCAUUAACUAUUAUUACAAACUAAGAACAAUAGGAAAAUGCAGGCUCAAUGGUUGAAUUUAUAUACUAACAUACAAAAUAGAUCUGUAUAGUGUUGCAAAACUAUCACCAACUAUUAAUUUUGAUGGAAAACAACUGAUCAUAUGACAUCAAGUUAAACAGACAAUAAGUAUACUUGGUAUAGUGUUGUGUAAACCACACAUACUGCAGGAUCAACCAGUAAUCAAUGGUAUCAGCAGUGUAAAGCAAGAAAACCUUUGCUACUAUUGUAUUGUGAUAGUAGAUUGUAGUGAUAGGAACUGUAGAUCAUCAGUAUAUUGUUGUGUAACUCAUGCGUUGAAAGGUUGAAUUGUGAAAUUUAUCCUUAUAGUUUUGAAGUGGUAAAAAGAAUGCUAAUGCAUAAAUUUUCGAACAAAAAGACCUGUUUCUUGCCUUUAUUACAUCUAGUCAUUAUCUUAAAUAUGAUUCAUUGUGAUAAUGGCAAUUAAACCUUAAUUCAAAAAUUAAGAUAAAAACAGAAGCCAUACAGGGCCAAUAUCAAGCUUACUCCUUUCAUAGAUAGAAAAAAUAUAUUGCAUAAAAAUAUUAUUGCAAACAGUUAUUUGUUACAAAUGGUCAAACUUGAUAUUAAAGUUAUGAAACAUUGUUAGUUAAAACUCACCAAAGAUACCAGGCUAAAAUGCACAGGAAUUACAGUGGAAUUCAUAAUGUUAGGCCUCAUCAAUUUAUCAUUGUUUUUUUUUUUAUUAGAUCUAUUUCUCAAUAAUUAUUAUAAACCAUGAUACAGCAGUUGAAUUUUCAAAUACAGUUUCUUAUUUUGAUGUUUAAGUGCCAGUCUGCCUAAGAAUCAGGCAGUGAUGAAAACCAUGAUUUGAUUUUUAUUCAAAUUGCCUGAUUCUAUAAACAAAGACAGGCAUUUAAUAAGACAGGUAUAAAGUUAUUGCAAGAGUGGAAUCAUUUCAAAUUUGAGUUUUCAAGUGAAAAAGAGGGCUUAUUAUUUGUAUUACAAAACGUGUGUUAAAUAAUCAGACAGGAACAAACAUAAGUAAGAAUAAACAGAUUGGUAUGGUUGUGAAGAAUGACAUGAUUCUUUUUACAGUAGAUAACAUUAUUUCUUUUGAAGUUAACCUUUUAAUAACUGACUGCACAAACAAUUUUACAUAACCAUACUAAUGUCAAUUUACUUGUAGCACUCUAUAAAUCCGUACUUGUUCCAUAGUUUAAUUUUAUGGAAACUUAUAAGACCUUUUUGUUACCAUGCUUACCCCCUAUUUGGCCAUUACUCUUUUGUUUGUUUUGUUGUACACUUGAA
This is a messenger RNA of Mytilus californianus (California mussel), 2651 nucleotides long. RefSeq names its product homologous-pairing protein 2 homolog. The record is from RefSeq and is a predicted model, not a curated record. Lineage: Eukaryota; Metazoa; Mollusca; Bivalvia; Mytilida; Mytilidae. Gene Ontology annotation, molecular function: recombinase activator activity; double-stranded DNA binding. Gene Ontology annotation, biological process: homologous chromosome pairing at meiosis; meiotic strand invasion involved in reciprocal meiotic recombination; meiotic joint molecule formation. Bases 104 to 742 code for a protein of 212 amino acids. The transcript is spliced from 9 exons. Gene Ontology annotation, cellular component: DNA recombinase auxiliary factor complex; condensed nuclear chromosome.